Lachancea mirantina is the source of this 624-nucleotide messenger RNA. Lineage: Eukaryota; Fungi; Ascomycota; Saccharomycetes; Saccharomycetales; Saccharomycetaceae. The record is from the annotation of a GenBank genome assembly.
AUGAAGAUUGUUGGUGUUCUUGCUCUACAGGGUGCUUUUAUAGAACAUGUUCAAUAUGUCCAACAGUGUAUUGAAAAAAGUGGGUACGCUUUAGAGGUGAAAACUGUCAGGACUCCCUCGGAAUUAAGCAGUUGUGACGCUUUAAUAAUUCCCGGCGGGGAAUCAACAGCCAUAUCUCAAAUUGCCGAACGAAACGAGCUUCUGGGGCCCUUGCAAAAAUUCGUUCAACAACCUGAAAAAGCCGUCUGGGGUACUUGUGCUGGUCUAAUAUUCUUAGCGUCCGAACUUACCAAUGAAGCGAAUUUGGUAAGAAACUUGGGUUGCUUGAAAGUCGCUGUAAAACGUAACGCUUUCGGUAGACAAUCCCAUUCGUUUGUCGCGGAUUUGGACUUCUCUUCGUUUUUACCUGGCGGUGAAGCGUUCCCCACAGUAUUCAUUCGAGCACCUGUCGUUGAAAAAAUUCUAGGCGACGACGUCCAAGUAUUGCAUUCCAUUCAAAGUCCCUCCGGUGGUGACCUUGUCGUGGCGGUGAGACAGGGCAACGUUCUGGGCACUUCUUUCCACCCGGAACUCGCAGAUGAUAUUCGAUUUCACGACUGGUUCCUGAAGGAAUUCGUCAUAUAA